CUCCAUAUCACGCCUUCGCGAUACCAUCACAAGUAUCUUCUCCCGCUCUUCCUGUUGGCUGGCUACACUUCGCCAUGUCGCCUCGUCUUUCCGAGCAGUUGGCUCAUAUUCCCUUUCGCUCCAACUGGAGCCCUCGUUCCGCCGUCCAUGGCCAGGUCCCCAUUCGCACUUUCGGUAUCCGCUCAUUGAACCCCCCGAAGACCUCCCGCUUCGAUGUCGGUCCGGGUCUACCUGUUUUGAAGUCGACUCCCACAGCAGCCUUGGAGCGCAAGGCUAAUACGCUUCCCCUGCGCACUGGUGCGAUCGCUACCAAGAAAGGAAUGACCGGUCUGUACGACGCGACGUCCGGGAAACGUAUCGCUUGCACCGUCCUCCAACUAGAUAGACUCGAGGUUAUAUCGCACAAGACGUUGCAGAAGCAUGGAUACUUUGCCGUCCAGAUGGGCGCUGGCUGGAGGCGGCCUGCCAACCUGACCAAAUCGCUAUUGGGUCACUUCUCGGCCAACGGGAUCUCGCCGAAGCGUCAUAUAUACGAAUUCCGGGUGAAGGACGAGAGAGGCCUCUUGCCUGUCGGAGAACCGGUCAACGCCGACUGGUUCAAGGUGGGCCAGUAUGUUGAUGCGCGAUCAAACUCCAAGGGAAAGGGAUUUGCCGGUGUGAUGAAGAGACAUGGUUUUGGAGGUCAAGAUCGCAGUCACGGUGUCAGUCUGACGCACCGUUCGCUUGGUUCUGCAGGUCCCAGUCAGGGUGGUGGCUCCCGUGUUUACCCUGGCAAGAAGAUGGCUGGAAAUAUGGGAAAUGAGCAGAACACAGUGCAGAAUCUCAAGAUACUUCAGGUGGAUCAAAAGAACGGAAUUGUCGUGGUUAAUGGUUCCAUCAGUGGCCCCAAAGGUUGCGUCGUCAGGAUACAGGAUGCUUUGAAGAAGCCUUGGCCGAAAGUCAAGUUGGUCUCGAAAUCAUCUUGAUAACCGAUUCGAAAGCAUUUUCCCUCCGCCCAUUUUCAGAUCUCCCUCACCGUUUUUCCAUCCCGUGAGAUGUACUAUAACACCAUACUAUUUUGCCUCCAUAGAGCGACAUUUUUAUUUGACAUGUAAAUGAUAUCCAUAUCAGAUCAGAUCUCUUUCAUCCACUCAAACCUGC
Messenger RNA from Aspergillus uvarum CBS 121591, 1140 nucleotides. Its product is annotated as mitochondrial 54S ribosomal protein uL3m. Gene Ontology annotation, molecular function: structural constituent of ribosome. The transcript is spliced from 2 exons. The record is from RefSeq and is a predicted model, not a curated record. Gene Ontology annotation, biological process: translation. Gene Ontology annotation, cellular component: ribosome; mitochondrial large ribosomal subunit. The coding region runs from base 75 to 965 and encodes 296 amino acids. NCBI's taxonomy places the organism in Eukaryota, Fungi, Ascomycota, Eurotiomycetes, Eurotiales, Aspergillaceae.